This is a messenger RNA of Amphibalanus amphitrite, 1767 nucleotides long. Its product is annotated as melanophilin-like. Gene Ontology annotation, cellular component: cortical actin cytoskeleton. Bases 127 to 1767 code for a protein of 546 amino acids. The record is from RefSeq and is a predicted model, not a curated record. Gene Ontology annotation, molecular function: myosin binding; actin binding; small GTPase binding. Lineage: Eukaryota; Metazoa; Arthropoda; Thecostraca; Balanomorpha; Balanidae. Gene Ontology annotation, biological process: intracellular protein transport. The transcript is spliced from 8 exons.
ACAGUCUGGGCGAGGGCGGGGCUGUGGUGGCACGAGGGAGUGGCACAGGAAACUACUGGGACGACGAAGGUUUUGAUUCGAUUCGGAGGAUUGAGAAGUUGGACCGUUCGACGCCUAUAGACGAAGAUGGCCGUAAGUGACGUCACAAAUGCAGCUCAGCUGGCGUUUCAGGACCUAAACCUGACGUCAGAAGAGCAGCAGCGCAUUCUGGAUGUCAUCGAAAGGGAUGAAGCACUGCGACGGGAAGAGAAAAUUCGAAUUUGGCGACUGAAGUCUGAGCUGCAGAUGCUGCGACUCCAGGGCGUCCUGCGGCCCGGACAGGCGGGCGGCCGCACCUGCGCGCGCUGCCGGGUCACCCUGGGCAGGAUUUUCAACAGGGGCGCCCCGUGCAGGUCGUGCCGGCUGACGGUGUGCAAGGACUGCCGCCAGCAGCCCACCGGCGGCCGUGGCUGGGUCUGCACUGUCUGCCACAAACAAAUGGAGAUUCAGCUGGCCACGGGGCAGUGGAUGGAUCUGUUUACGAAGCGGCCCUCGCGCCGACGAGAGUCAAUAGUGGCGCCCACCGCCCUGCUCCGGCGGCAAAUUCGACGCUCGCUGACCAUCUCCAAUCCUGGAGGUCCCGGACGGGGGCCAAAUGACCUCCGCGCUGCCCGGGGUCGACCCGGUCUGGCCCCGUCCCCCCUGGGUCACCUCCGGCCGCGACCCCGACCGCGACCCCGACCCGACCACAAGCCCGUGCGGCGGGCGACAAUGACACACGCCGACCGAGGCUGUCGUAGGCAGCACAUCGGUGCCCUCAGCGGCCAGACCCAUGCCGAGGACCCUGCUGUCAGCAGCGCCACCUCCAGUGUGACGAGCUCACCAGCAGUUCUGAGGAGAGACGACAGAGAGAAGUCGCCGCAGACGGGAGGCAGUCUCGGAAACGGGCUGGAUGGCUUCACGCCGGUGCUGGGUCGGGCUCGGAAGGGCAGCGAGUCGGAACCGGUACUUCUCGGACCUGACCUGGCACCUCCCCUCGCACCCUCACCGCCUCCGCUGUGUGGAAGUACACCCCCGGAGUCUGUGGACCACGUGGACGGAACUCUCGAUAGAGCUCUCGACGAAGCGCUCGACGAAGCUCUCGACGAAGCUCUCGACGGAGCCGACACAGAAGGACACAGUCCUCAACAGAGCGGUUAUAGUGGUGAUGAGUCGGCUAAGGAAGAACAAUCAGAGCUGCAACAGGGCGAAGAGGUAAACGAUCAUCCCCCAGAACAAGACCAGCGUCGAUCUUCAACCCUUCACGAUGAGAUCGAGCUCUAUCUCAAUCAGCGCCGUGCCAGCAUGCCAUCAACGGGUCAGCCCUCUGACUUUACUGACCACUCGCGUCGGAAGAGCGAGUCCCACCUGCACAUCAAAUGGCCUCACCUGGUAGAGCUGGCCCUCAAACGCCAUCGGCACAGCUACAACAUGCGCCAGCAGGCGGCGGAGCGACAGAAAGACAACCCUUUCCGCUGGCGAAAGCGGCAGUUCGAUGUGAGCGAAGACUCAUCGGAGGUCAAGGUGGAGGCGCCUCGCUCACGCUCCUCCUCGAGCGGCAAGAGCCGGAGUCCCUCCAGAGGUGCCGUGCUGGGACCCAGCGGGGGCGACUCGGACUCGGACCCGGAGACGGAGCCGGAGUCGUUCGGCGGCGCCAUUUUCCAGAAGCUGACGGUGGUGGCCGGGAGGCGACACCAUCGCAACAGCGCUAACUCGGAACCAGAGGACGACCAUGAGAAAGGUUUUUGA